Molecule: messenger RNA, 6379 nt
Organism: Alligator mississippiensis (American alligator)
Lineage: Eukaryota; Metazoa; Chordata; Crocodylia; Alligatoridae
Gene: PCF11
Product: PCF11 cleavage and polyadenylation factor subunit
Exons: 16
Coding region: 261-5483 (1740 amino acids)
Biological process (GO): termination of RNA polymerase II transcription
Cellular component (GO): cytoplasm; mRNA cleavage factor complex
Molecular function (GO): mRNA binding; RNA polymerase II complex binding
Source: RefSeq, a predicted model, not a curated record
CCCCCUCCCUUAGAACAAUUUCACAUGACGCAACGGUUGGAGGAAGAAGGAGCCCGCGAGCCGCCGCCGCCAUUUUGUGCGUGUGAGACGGAGACGGAGACGGCGGCGGCGCCGGCCCGGAGGAUGCGGUAGAGGAGCCCGGCGGCGGCGGCAGCAGCGGCGCUCGGCGGCGGGGCAGCGGCGCUCGGCGGCGGGGGCGGGGCGGGCAGGCGGGGGGCGCUGCGCGGCGGGCGGGGCGGGUCCGGCGGCCCGCUCGGACGAUGUCGGCCCCGGAGGGCGGCAGCGAGGCGCGGGAGGACGCGUGCCGCGACUACCAGUCGUCGCUGGAGGACCUCACCUUCAACAGCAAGCCGCACAUCAACAUGCUGACCAUCCUGGCCGAGGAGAACGUGCCCUUCGCCAAGGACAUCGUCUCCCUCAUCGAGGCGCAAAUCGCCAAGGCUCCUCCUUCAGAGAAGCUUCCUGUUAUGUAUCUUAUGGAUUCCAUUGUCAAGAACGUUGGAAGAGAGUAUCUUACUGCGUUUACUAAAAACCUAGUUGCAACAUUUAUUUGUGUAUUUGAAAAGGUGGAUGAAAAUACUAGGAAAAGUUUAUUUAAAUUACGCUCUACAUGGGAUGAUAUUUUCCCUUUGAAGAAGCUAUAUGCCCUUGAUGUCAGAGUCAACUCAUUAGAUCCUGCUUGGCCUAUUAAACCUCUACCCCCAAAUGUGAAUACUUCUAGCAUCCAUGUGAAUCCUAAGUUUUUAAAUAAAUCGCCUGAGGAACCUUCUACACCUACCUCUGGAGUCACUUCGUCUGGUGUCUCAACUCCUCCAGCUGUUCCUGAAAUACAGAAGAAUUUGACACAAGAGCAACUAAUAAGACAGCAACUGCUUGCAAAGCAAAAACAGUUAUUAGAACUUCAGCAGAAAAAAUUAGAGCUGGAGCUAGAACAGACUAAAGCACAAUUGGCGGUUUCUCUUAGUGUUCAGCAAGGAGCAUCUACCAUGAGUCCAGUUCCAGCACCUUCCAAGCAACAUGUGUGUCAGACUCCUCAGAUGUCAGUUAAAGCUUCCCCUGUGCAAUCUGAAAGGAACAGACCUUCUCCAAUCCCUCAAGUUCAUGAUAUUAAAUUAGUGAACAGAGAUCCUCGACUUAAUAGGAUGGCUCAGCAUUCCUCUCAUGCUAAAGAGCAAAGUCAUAGGAAGGAAUUUCUGUCAACCACAACAAAUCAGUCUGAUAUCAAGGUCAAUAAACCUGUGCCAACUGAAAAACAAAACGCAUCAAAGCAAGAAAAGUUAAAAUCAAAUGAAAAAAUACAGAAAAAAGAACUUGAUCAGGCAGAAACAAAAUCUAAAUCACCAUCCCCUUUGAAAAAUAAAUUAUCCCAUACUAAAGAUACUAAAACUCCAACAUGCGAAAACAUGAAAUUGUCUGAAAUUAGUAAGAGAGAUCCAAGACUAAAAAAGCAUCUUCAGGAGAAGCCAGAUGUUAAAGAUGAUGACGCAAAAGAAAAGAGGAAAAGUAUAGAGAAAAAAGAGAAAGAGGAACAUAAGACAUCUGAACACAGACCUAUUGGUAGUAGAAAUAAAGUAAUUAAUGGUGUUGUACAGAAACAAGAUGCCAACACGGAAGAUUCAGAAAAACAGGGUGGAAAACCUGGACGAUCCAGUAAUAGGAAAAGGUCACGAUCACGCUCUCCUAAAUCUCGAUCACCAUCUGCUCAUUCUCCAAAGAGGAGAGAUAGACGGUCACCCAAAAGAAGACUGAGGAGUCUGUCCCCUACCUCCUCAACUCCAAAAAUUGGAAAGCUUCGUCAGUCAGGUCUUAAACAAUCUCAUGCUGAGGAAUUUACUCAAACCAUGAGAGAGGAAAGAAACUCUAAUAAGAGAAACGUUAAACAAGAUGUGAGAGAUCCGAGGAGAUUGAAAAAAACUCAAGAUGAGAGACCACAGGAAACUGUAAAUCAGCAUUCUGCAAAAUCCACCCCAGAGCCAAAGGAGAAUGUGGAGAAUUGGCAAGGUCCCAAAUCAAGCAAAAGGUGGAAAUCUGGUUGGGAGGAAAGUAAAAACUUACAGCAGAGUGAAGAACAUCAAGGACUUGGUAAAUCACCACAUCAAAGGCAUAGGGAAAAUUGGGCAGCUGGUAAAGGAAUUUUGUCACCUCGCGCACCAAAACUGCAGCAUCGAUUGAGUGUGGAUGCCAAUUUGCAGAUUCCCAAAGAAUUGACUUCCGCAAGCAAGAGAGAAUUACUCAAAAAAGCAAAUGAACGUCUGGCGUCUGGUGAAAUAACACAAGAUGAGUUCCUGGUUGUGGCUCAUCAGAUUCGUCAGUUGUUCCAGUAUCAGGAAGGAAAGCACAGAUGCAAUGUGUGGGAUAGUCCUACAGAUGAAAAAUGUGGCGUGAAAAAGAAGCCCCUUCUUUCAGAUGCUGAAUUAACAUACUAUGAGCAUAAAGCUAAAUUGAAAAGAACACAAGUUCAACAUGCAUUUCCAAGGCUUGAUUUGUUGGAUCCUGAUGAUAUUUUAGACUACCAUUUCACAGACGCAUUGCUUUCUGGACUGGAAUGCGAGCAAGCAAAAAAACGAGCACAGUUUGACCGAAAAGAGCAAUUUGGAGAAAGGUCAAGACGGCAUUCUCCAAUAUCUGGUAAUAGACCUUUCACUGAUAAUCUUUCACCACAUGAAAGUGAGCGAAGACAUGAUGAGCAGAAUUCCUCUAAAGGAACAAGCAGUUCUAAAAGCUUUGAUCCUUAUGAUAGCUGGGGAGAAUCAGAUGAAUGUAGAGAUGUGUUUGGGCAACAAGGGAAAUGUACACCAGAAUUCCAGAAAAUUGAUGGAGAGGGAUUUUGCAAAUUUGAUAAUCCUGAAGACAGGCAAAUGCUUGGACAGAGUGGUGUUCGAGAAGAACCAAGAUCUCCGUUCAGUGAACGUUUCAAGAGAUCUAGAUAUGAAGAUCCAGAGAAAACAGCAUUUACUGACAGUCCUGGGUCAAGAUUUGGAGGCAUUGAAGUAAAGCAGAGAAUAACUGCAUUGAUGGAGGACAGACCUCUGUUUGAUGGGCCAUCUAGACCGCCUGCUUCAAGGGGAGGCGGAGAUGGACAAGCAAGUCAUUUUGUUGAUGGGCCAUCUAACACCUCAAAUUCUAGAAUUGAUGGGCCACCUGCACAGGCCUCUUUGAGGUUUGAAGGGCCACUAGGACAGGUUGGUGCUGGGGGUGCCCCUCAGUUUGAUGGACCGUUAGCACAGGCAGGAGGAGGGGGUGGCAUGCGGUUUGAUGGACCACCAGGACAGCUAGGCAGUGGCCUCAGGUUUGAGGGGCCCUCAGGGCAGGUAGGUGGAGGGGGUGCAAUCAGGUUUGAAGGCCCUCUUGGGCAGGUAGGGAAUGCUUUGAGGUUUGAGGGACCUACGGGCCCAUCUGUGGGUAGUCUCAGGUUUGAGGGCCCUACAGGCCAGCCUGUGGGUAGUCUCAGGUUUGAGGGGCCUCGUGGUCAGCCAUCAGGUGGUCUCAGAUUUGAGGGACCUCAUGGGCAACCUAUGGGCCCUCGUGUUCAUCCAGGGGCUGGUCUCAGAUUCGAGGGACCCCAUGGUCAACCUAUGGGACCUCAUAGUCAACCAGGGGGUGGCCUCAGGUUUGAGGGACCACAUUUACAACAACUGGGGCCCCAUGGUCAACCAGCGGGUGGUAUGCGAUUUGAAGGACCACAUAGUCAGCCUUUGGGACCACAUGGUCAACCGGGGGGUGGUCUCAGGUUUGAGGGGCCUCAUGGUCAGCCUGUGGGGCCACAUGUUCAGGCAGGUGGGAGUGGUCUCAGGUUUGAAGGGCCACAUAUCCAGCCAGGAGUUGGUCCUAGAUUUGAGGGACCUUCAGUUCAGACUGGGGGUGGACUUAGGUUUGAAGGUCCUCUAGGUCAAGCCGGUCCAAGAUUUGAUGGCUGCCAUUCGUCCAGAUUUGAUGGUCAACCUGGCCAGCUGUCUCUCUUGCAAAGAUUUGAAGGGUUACAUGGACAACCUGGCCCACGGUUUGAAAGGGCACCAGGUCAGCAAACACCUCCUCGGUUUGAGGGACUGCCUGGUCAACAGGCACGAUUUGAUACAACAAUACCUCAAAGAUUUGAUGGCCCUCAACACCAGCAGGCUUCAAGGUUUGACAUGCCUCUUGGUCUCCAAGGUCCAAGGUUUGAAAAUGUAGCAAAUCAUCCUGCCUCCAGACUAGAAACAUCACCUUAUGGGCAAACUGGUCCAUACAGUGAACAUCCCAAUCAGACCUACAAUGGACCAUCCCAUGGCAUGCAAUUCCAGAGACCUGAAAUGUUUGAUGGCUCUCAAGGACCAAAUUUUAAUGGGCCAGCUGGCCCUACAGCACAGAACUACCCCAGUCUGCUCAACAGAGCAUCUGGACAUUACUUCGAUGACAAGAAUCUUCAGGGUCCUCAAUAUGGAAACUUCAGUAAUAUGCCCAAUUCAAUGUCAGUAGGAAAUGCUCAACAACCACAUCAGGUUCCUGUUCUGUCUGUACCUUCUGGUCAACAUGUACCAUAUGGUCCAGGUCAACAGUAUUUACCAGUACGUGGACAAAAUCCUGGAGGUUUUGUUCAGAAUCAAGCAGAUAAUCACCUUGGUCAGCUUGAUGUAAAUGAAUUAUUCUCUAAACUGGUUUCUACAGGAAUCCUCAAAUUGUCAAAAACUGAUUCCACAUCAGCACAAGCAAAUGAAACUGCUCCGCAGCCAGCUCCUGAGGAGGAGGAGGAUGACCAAGACCAGAGCGAAGAUCAAGAUGUCCCAGACCUUACUAACUUCACAAUUGAAGAAUUGAAACAGCGUUAUGAUAGCGUCAUAAAUCGGCUGUACACUGGCAUUCAGUGUUAUUCUUGUGGAAUGAGGUUCACCACUUCACAAACAGAUGUUUAUGCAGAUCAUUUAGACUGGCAUUAUCGACAAAAUCGUACCGAAAAAGAUGUUAGUAGAAAGGUUACUCACAGAAGGUGGUACUACAGUUUAACAGAUUGGAUAGAAUUUGAAGAAAUAGCUGAUCUAGAGGAGCGUGCAAAGAGCCAGUUUUUUGAAAAAGCACAUGAAGAAGUUGUGUUGAAAACACAGGAAGCUGCUAAAGAGAAAGAGUUUCAGAGUGUACCUGCUGGACCAGCUGGAGCAGAUGAGAGCUGUGAAAUUUGUCAAGAGCAAUUUGAACAAUAUUGGGAUGAGGAAGAAGAAGAAUGGCAUCUAAAGAAUGCCAUUAGAGUAGAUGAAAAGAUUUACCAUCCAUCAUGUUAUGAAGAUUACCAGAAUACAUCGUCAUUUGAUUGCACGCCAUCUCCCAGCAAGACCCCAGUAGAAAAUCCAUUAAACAUUAUGUUGAACAUUGUCAAACAAGAAACAGAGGAGCCCUGUAACAGCCCUACAGUUACAGAACCACCAGUGGACACACCUGCUGCCUGUACAGAAGAGAGCACACCUGCAUCUAUAGAUAUUAAAACAGAGCCUGAAGAGGUUGAAUCAGUUUAAAUAAACUGAGGUAUGAUUUUUUUUUUUUUUUUUUUUUACAGAGGAGCUCUUGUGUUAACUCUCGAAGGCAUAUACUUUUUAUAUAAAAUAAAAUGAUCACCUGGGGCAGGGCCCCAGCUACUGUUUGGUUAAUAAAUACAUUUUUGUAUUUGAAUUUCUUACUGCCUGCACAGUUUCAGGUGUCCAUUGUGUGAAAGUUCUGUAGAUGCGUGCAAAUUUAAUGGAAUAUGGGAUUGUAUAUGUAAACAAAAAUGUACAAUUUUCACUUGUUGAAAUGUAAAUUAUAAAUAAAAGAUAUUUUUGCUAUAUAUGGAGUGUAAUGUUUAUGCACACCAUCGAAUGAAGACAGUGUACAUUUUGUUUGGUUUAAGUGGAUUUAAACAGAGACCUCAACUUAGACCUGUUGCUAAGUAGGAUUCUGAAAAACAAAAUAACUGAAAAGUUUUUUGGCUUCAGAGGAAGAGUAUCAAGGAAAGCAAUUAAAAAACUUUCUCAAAUAGCAACCCUAGACUUCUUUUCUUAUGUAAUUGAACAAACUUGCAUACAUACCCAGAUAUAAAGAGAGUAACUUAAAAGAUAGUUCUGGAGUGGAGGGAGAGUUAACAAAACCGUGAUUGAUUGUGGACAAAAGUGCCAACAACCAUUUGAUUAAUAAACCAGUAUACUCAGUAGUUGGAACAGAUUUUUUUUUUAUUAUUUUUUUUCCAAAUAGUCAAACACACAAAAACAUUUAGUACAACUGAAAAAAUAUUUUAAGUUACAGAAGAAGAAAAUGAAUGCUCAUUUUAAAACAUGGUUAACCUUUUUUCUUUGUUGGUUAUGACUGGAUUUAGAUGGUAAACAGGAUACCAUAAGAUGUUAAUAUUUCUUAAGUGUAAUAAAUAGAAUGAAGCAUU